AUGGUUGAUUACAGUAAAUGGAAAAACAUUGAGAUUUCAGACGACGAGGAUGACACUCACCCGAACAUCGACACGCCUUCGCUGUUCCGAUGGCGGCACCAGGCGCGUGUGGAGCGCAUGGCUGAGAUGGACAAGGAAAAGGAGGAGUUCAAGAAAAAACGUCAAAGUUUCCAGGCUCGGCUAAUGGAUGUCAAGGAGCGCAUUUCCAAGAAAGAUGGAGACGAGAAGGCCCUAAAGAAAGAGCUAGAAAAGAUAGAGAAUGAAGGCAAGGAAUUGGACCGAGCUGAAAACGAAAUGCUUAAAAAGGAAAAGAAAACUCCCUGGAACGUGGACACCAUUAGCAAGCCGGGUUUUGAGAAGACCGUGAUCAACAAGAAGGCCGGCCGCAAGCCGGACGAGAAUCUGUCGGAAGAGGAACGUGAGCAGCGGAUGAAACAGUUCGUCAAGGAUAACGAGAAGCUCUGCAAGCAGUACGGAAUGCUGCGAAAGUAUGAUGACUCGAAGCGUUUCCUGCAGGAUCACUUGGAGUUAGUUGGCGAGGAGACUGCCAACUACUUGGUGAUUUGGUCCAUCAACCUCGAGAUGGAGGAGAAGCACGAGUUGAUGGCCCAUGUGGCUCACCAGUGCAUUUGCAUGCAGUACAUCCUGGAGCUUGCCAAGCAGUUGGACGUGGAUCCCAGAGCUUGUGUGAGCUCCUUUUUCUCCAAAAUCCAACAUUGCCUUCCGGAAUACCGAGCGCAGUUCGAGAGCGAGAUCGAAGGUUUCAAAGCGCGUAUCCAAAAACGUGCUCAGGAAAAGAUCGCCGAAGCUGUGGCUCAGGCGGAGGAAGAGGAGCGCAAGGAAAGGAUGGGACCCGGAGGUCUGGAUCCAGCAGAUGUCUUCGAGUCCCUGCCAGAUGAACUGAAGGCCUGUUUCGAAUCGCGAGAUGUGGAACUUCUGCAAAAGACGAUCGCUGCUAUGCCCGUGGACGUAGCCAAGUAUCAUAUGAAGCGGUGCGUAGAUUCCGGACUUUGGGUGCCCAACGCUGGUGACUUAGCAGAGGACAAGGAUGAUGAUGAACCGGAGGCGGCCGCUGCCGGCGAGGAGAAGGAAAAGACCGACGACGCCAAGUCUGAGAAAACCAAGGAGGAGCCAAUCUACACUGGUGUCAGCACCGACGACGUUGACUGAUCGCCGCCAUCCGUUCCAUUGCCACACCAUAGGUCUAAUCGUAAUGUAAUGUCCACACACAUAUUUCAUCCACACCAUAGACACCCGCGUCAGUUGAGUUUUUGUAUAUAAUUUGUCAGCUAAAUAAAGUCAGCUAAAUUCUCAGUAA
Messenger RNA from Drosophila bipectinata, 1318 nucleotides. It is a transcript of the gene Cdc37, whose product is annotated as cell division cycle protein 37. Gene Ontology annotation, cellular component: cytoplasm. Gene Ontology annotation, molecular function: protein-folding chaperone binding; protein kinase binding; heat shock protein binding. The record is from RefSeq and is a predicted model, not a curated record. Gene Ontology annotation, biological process: protein folding; protein stabilization. Lineage: Eukaryota; Metazoa; Arthropoda; Insecta; Diptera; Drosophilidae.